Messenger RNA from Schistosoma curassoni, 168 nucleotides. NCBI's taxonomy places the organism in Eukaryota, Metazoa, Platyhelminthes, Trematoda, Strigeidida, Schistosomatidae. The record is from the annotation of a GenBank genome assembly.
AUGGAAAACCUGGGAGCAAUAGAUGGCUAUUUCAUCCCAAUGUGGGGUUCCUCAGUAGUGCACACCAACGACCCCGCCCCACGGGAUUCUAACCUAGGACCUAUCGGUCUCUCACAUGAACGCUUAACCAUUAAACCGCUGAGCCGAUUGGCAUCCAACGGUGUUAGU